GCGAGCUCAGUUGUUAUGACGCUAAUGUUACUUUAACUUGUCCUUAAACCACCAAAACAACAACUCAAACGAGCCAUUUGUAAUAAAUUGAUUUGGUCAAGAAGAAGAAACUGAAGUUUGAUAGACAUGGAAGAAGAAGAAGAGACCGUAUCGAUACUUUCCAGAAAAGAGCUGCGUAAGCAGAAGCUGAUGGAAUACUUGGCAGGAAAAGGAAAGUUGAAACACCCCAACCCAAAACCAUACCUAUGUGACAACAGUCAGGUUAAGAAGCUUCUGACAACUUCACUAAAGGUUGUUGAGGGAAAAGAGAACAAGGCUCCAGCUGACAGAUUCACACAUGAACGUGCAAAAAUUAAAACUCUGGCUGCUCAAUCAACCAAACCCCCUGCUGCCAGAGGAGCAUUUGGUCACUCAAACAAAGUGAAUGUAAAAGCCAACAUUCUGACUGGACGGCAGAAUACCAGUCGUCCAUCUGCAACCAGUGGCCCGGCACAGCCAAAACUUAAUCUACACCCUGUGCUGACAAGAAGAGCUGCGGUUGUAUCCUCAAUAUCCAACACUAAUGCAGCAAGCCAUCUCAAAAAGCAACCAAACACAGGAAUCCCAUCUUCAGGCAGAGCCUCUUCAAAUGCAUCUCGUACAGGUGUAACACAGUCACACAGCAGAUUCAGCAGUAGCUCAAAGGCCACCUGGUCAUGUCCAGUGACGACAGUCAGUGUCAGGAUGAGUCUCGGCCCCAUGGUCAAAACUAAAACGGGACUAACUCCUGCAGUGACCCAUCCCAGAAACAGUCAAAGUCAGAACGUAACACACACCUCUGAUCCCACCACCCCUGCCGCUACCACUGGAGCUAAACAGGUGCAAUCCAGCACCGUGUCAUCAGUUUCUGUUUCCCAGAAGUCGGCCAUGGGUCAGAGGAAACCAUUACCUACCAACCACGAGAGACCAAGAGCUGUGAUUAAAGUUCAAAAUCAGAGCAAGUCUAACUCUAAACCACUUUUGAGUAAAAAUUCUCAGCCAUCUUCUAAGGUUCCAUUAUCAAGUGGACUGAAAUCCACAGCAGCACCUUUUAAGCCACAGGGCAGAGCAGCUGGUCAGCCCACAGACCGGCUCACAAAGCAGACAGCUGAAGGUGUGGGGCAGAAGAAUGGCCAACCGCGCAAAGUUGCCUCCCAAACAUCCUCUGGGCCGGCGAGCAGGUGUGCUUCCAGAGCGGUCAGCGGGGUUAUGCGAGCUGCUGUGGCCGAGCUGGGAGGGAAAACCAAGACACGCGAAGAGGCGGGUGGCAAAAAGGGACGCGCUUCAGCAAACGCCCCUCCACCACAAACGGGUACAAAGAGAACAAGUGCUCCGGUGACGUCCCAGACAGUGCCACGGUCGGGCAGGACCAUCAGCCACACCGGGCAGGCCACAGACACGAAGACACCCAAGGUCCCAGUCGGGGUGUUUCCCCAGACUGAGGGAAAGAAAGUGACCGCUGCCCAGGAGGAAAGAAUGAGAAAACUACAGGAGUGGCGGGAGGCCAAGGGUAUUUCCUACAAGCGUCCCCCAAUGCCGGUGCAACCUCAGGUCCGGCGUACUGUGGCCGUGCUCCAGCCUUUCUGGGGAGCCAUGAACGAGGAAGACGAGGCCCACUCCCUCAUCUGUGCCGUGGACCGGUCCCUGGCUGACUGCAUCAAAUUGCUGGGAGAGGGUUGCCCUCCAGACCAGGUGAGGGGGGUUCUCUCCCGGCUGCCAGCGGUGUCCAAGAAGUUUGCCAAAUACUGGAUCUGUCAGGCCCGCCUGAUGGAACGAGAGGGCCGCCUGGAUGUGCUGCCCAUGUUUGAAGAGGCUGUUGGGGUCGUGCUGGAG
This is a messenger RNA of Anarrhichthys ocellatus (wolf-eel), 1851 nucleotides long. It is a transcript of the gene ckap2l, whose product is annotated as cytoskeleton associated protein 2-like. Gene Ontology annotation, cellular component: cytosol; mitotic spindle; centrosome. Lineage: Eukaryota; Metazoa; Chordata; Actinopteri; Perciformes; Anarhichadidae. The annotation marks the transcript as partial. The transcript has 6 exons. The record is from RefSeq and is a predicted model, not a curated record.